Coregonus sp. 'balchen' is the source of this 1309-nucleotide messenger RNA. Lineage: Eukaryota; Metazoa; Chordata; Actinopteri; Salmoniformes; Salmonidae. The record is from the annotation of a GenBank genome assembly.
UUCUUCUCCUGGCAGAAUGGCUUUGCGGUGGUGCUGUUGGCGCUGGCGGCCCUGGGCAUCAUCCUGGUUCUCCUGGUGGGGGCGCUCUUCCAACACCACCACCAGACCGCCGUGGUGAAGGCUGCCGGGGGGCCUCUCUCCCAGCUCAUCCUGCUCUCCCUAGUGGGAAGUUUUGUUAGCGCUGUGUUCUUCGUAGGUCAUCCCAGCAGCCUCCAGUGUAAGGUAUGUACGGUACACACAGUUUGGGAAACACUUCUGUAAUGUACUGUCUGUGACGUUGUCUGAUUGUACAAGUGUCAGUUUGUGAAUUCAUGGUUUAUUGUGUGUGUAUUGUUUUGAACCUUUUGUAACUUUGUGGCAAGGAAAUUAGUUUGUAGACGCAAAGCAAAUUUAAAUACAAAGAGAUAAUACAGUUCUGUCUCAUUGUCUCAUCUCUUCUCAUCUCAUUGUCAAGAUGCGUCAGGUGCUGUUUGGCCUCAGUUUCACCCUGUGUGUUUCCUGCAUCCUGGUCAAGUCCCUGAAGAUCCUGCUUGCCUUCCAGCUCAACCCUGAUCUAAAGAACGUUCUCCGCCACCUCUACCAACCCUACGCCAUCAUUUGUCUCUGUGUGGCCCUACAGGUUCUCACCUGCACCCUGUGGUUGGUCCUGCAGAGCCCCCGGGACAAGGCCACUGUCUUCGCCACCACUGUGCUGGCCGAGUGUGACGAGGGCUCCUACAUGGCGUUUGGUGUGAUGCUGGGCUACAUUGCUGUCUUGGCGCUCGUCUGUUUCGCCUGCGCGUUUAAAAGCCGCAAGCUGCCACAGAAGUACAACGAUGCCAGGUUCAUCACCUUCAGCAUGCUCCUCUACUUCAUGUCCUGGGCGAUCUUCGUGCCCGUCUAUGUGACCACCUCAGGGAAGUACCUGCCAGCGGUGGAGAUGGUGGUCAUCCUCAUUUCCAACUACGGCGUCCUCAGCUGUCAUUUCUUCCCCAAGUGCUACGUCAUCCUCUUCAAGAAGGAGCACAACACCAAGAAUGCCUUCAUGAAGAACGUGUAUGAGUAUUCCAGAAAGGGCAUUUCUGACUCUAGCGCCGUCUCUGAGACUUCAGUCUCUCAGACAGAAGGGAAGUGCACCAGUCACCCUUACUCCAUCAGUUCACCUUCUUUCUUCAUGUCUCCUCCACCAAUAGAACCCACAGCAUCUCAGAACUGCUGGUCCAUUAGCCAGAACAUUGACACUGCCACCCAGUGCACCGUAGUAGACCAUGGAGUGUUUGUCACAGGUCAGCUGACUCGACCAUACCGUCUGAGGAGAAGAAAGAGCCUA